CAGCAGAGGGAGCAGCAAAACAGGUAUACUGUGAAACAACACAGCAAGUAAGCGCUUCAGUGAGGAUUUUAACAAAGGCAUACAAAAAAGGCUCUCUUGUAAUCAAAGAUGCCUAAAUUCAUUAUUAACACAAAUGUGAGCAAGGAUGAAGUGACGGAUUGUUUUAUAGGAGAGCUCACCCAGCAACUACCAAAAGCACUGGGCAAACCAGCACAGUAUGUAGCGCUACAGAUCUCUACUGAUCAGCUGAUGUCCUUCCACGGCUCCACAGGCCCCUGCGCCAUGUGCUUUCUCUAUUGCAUUGGCAAAAUAGGAGAGCAGGAGAAUAAGGUCUAUUCCAAGCUGCUGUGUGACCUGCUGAGCAAACAUCUGAAAAUACCUGCAGACAGAAUCUACAUCAGCUACUUUGAUAUGAGUGCUGCCAACAUUGGCUGGAAUUGUACCACCAUGGCUUAAGGAACCUACAUAAACUAACAGGUUAUUCUCGGAUUUGUACUCACUGUGGCUCCA
Messenger RNA from Pelodiscus sinensis (Chinese soft-shelled turtle), 510 nucleotides. RefSeq names its product macrophage migration inhibitory factor-like. NCBI's taxonomy places the organism in Eukaryota, Metazoa, Chordata, Testudines, Trionychidae. The record is from RefSeq and is a predicted model, not a curated record. Gene Ontology annotation, molecular function: phenylpyruvate tautomerase activity; cytokine activity.